AUGGAUGUUGUAGGCUCUGUCGCCUCUAUUAUACAGCUAAUAGAGGUUACCGGCAAAGUCAUCAACUAUUGCGCUGCUGUAAUUGGCGCAUCCAAGAUGAUCGAUGAUCUUGGUCAUACAGCCAGUACGAUGCUUCAAUUUCUAUAUGAAGUCAAGCGACAGGUCAUUACCGACUCUACAACUCGUAGCCCCUUAGGGCUGGAGGAGCUCAUCAAAGACCUAGAAACAUGCAUGAUCAAUCUGGCUCGGCAAUUUGAAAAGUUGAGCCCUAAGGGCCUCUUGCAAAGAGUACGUUUCGUCCAUAUGGACAAGGACAUAGAGAAGACCAUCAACAAGGCGGCACGCAUGAAUGGAUUGAUUGGUUCAUGGCUCUCACUCGACACCAAUCAGAAGACCAAGACGAUUGAUGAGGGUGUCAAAGCACUCAACAGCAGCGUGGAGGAAGAGAAUAUCCGGGGUAAAAUGGACCGGAUUGUGCACCACUUCGCUCCGGUUAGCUUUUCAGAGAAACACAGCAACGUUCUCCAACAGAGACAAGAUGAAACCAACCAGUGGUUCCUUCAGUCCCCUGAGUUCCAAGACUGGAUGCAGUCUAGUGGGUCGACCCUAUGGUGUUCAGGAGCACCCGGUGCCGGCAAGACAGUCAUGGCUUCAACAGCCAUCGAGUAUCUUUAUGAGAAGGUCAAAGGAAGUGAUACUAGCAGCUUGGCAUAUGUCUACUGCGACUAUCGUCAGCGGCAAGACCAGAAAGCAUCGAUACUGCUCGGUAAUAUAUGGGCUCAACUUUUUCUUCGACGGGGACCCUCUGCGACUGAGGUUGAGCAAAUGUUCGGAGAGAUUUUCGCGCGCUUUGACUUCACGCCGAAUAGAACACAUAUGAUCAAUUUGAUAAGAGAAGAGCUGACUAAUGGGGAUUGGAAGCGAGUCUAUAUCGUUGUCGACGCCCUUGACGAAUGUAGCGACGAAAAUGAACGUAACGGGUUCAUAGACGGUCUCCAUAGUUUGCAGCCUUUAGUGAAUGUGUUGGUCACAUCUCGGACCCUUCAUUCUGACAACGGGGGAUUCAACGACGUGAGGUCCAUUUGGUUUACACCAACCAAUGAAGACAUGGGCAUUUACAUCGAUGCGCGAAUACGAGAAUCAAAGAAGAUAUCUAGUUACGUCGAACGAAAACCAGAAUUAGCAAAGGAAAUACGACGCAUCGUGAUCGACAGAGCUAACGGAAUGUUUCUUCUUUGUAGGAUGCAUCUCGACUCCUUGAGUAGGUCAAUUACACUGAAGGAUCUGAAAAGGGAGCUCAGCCGCAUACCCAAGGGCGAAAACGUGGUGAAGGAUACGUAUGACCAAGCCAUGUCGCGUAUCCGAGAUCAGGGUGUCAACAUCGAGGAAUUUGCCUUGCGGGUCAUUCGCUGGGUCUGCUUCGCUAGGCGACCGCUUAAACUCGCCGAGCUCUUGUGCGCGCUUGCCGUUAGUCCGGAUGACGAGGAGUUAGAUGAAGAUGCUGUCGGCGACGAAAGCGAUAUUGCAAACUAUUGCGCUGGUCUUGUCGUCGUGGAAGGCGAUAGCAAAACUGUUAGAUUCGUUCACUAUACCACGCAGGAAUAUUUCAAUUCCGUUAGAGAAAGCGAAGAGUUCGCUCACAGUCACGGGGACAUAGCGUUGACCUGCAUAACUUUCCUCGGGCUUAAUGACAUUACCCUGUCGAAAGGUGGAUAUGUGGCCCAGAUGUGGCCCUCACAAGAAGAGACGCCAUUUUUAGCGUAUGCGGCUCUAAAUUUCGGAUAUCACUGCGGUCGGGAGGCCGAAGUCCUAGGCUCGGGAGAGUCUGACGUUUCAAGCGAGACUACGGAACUGUUACUUGAAUUCCUAAAGCGCCCAGAGCAUGUUAAUCGUGCCGCUAUAACUAUUCUUCUACACCUUGGGGGAAGAGUUUCGUCAGUUAUGCAGGAAAUUGACCUUCGCAAUGCUCUUUUUACGAAAGCCGUCGCAAUGGAUGUUGCCGCGUUCUUUGGCUUGAUUAGGAGCGACGCGGACCGUCCUUUUACAGUAAGCCUCGAGUGGUUGAUAGAAAACACAGAACAGGCAGGCGAUCCUAAUGAGAACUGGUUCGGAAACUCGCUUCACUGGGCUUGCCUCAACGAUUCUGUUCAAUCCAUUGAAGCACUCCUAAGCAGCCCAAGCAUCAAAUUAGAUGCAAACCAAGCGAUACAGCAUCCUAUAGGUUGGCAGCCCGCAGUUUUUGCAGUUGGUUAUGGAUCUCUAGGUGCUCUCCAGGUCCUCUUGGGCUACGGCGUCGAUAUAUAUGCGCACUGUGAACAUGAGUGGUCCACGACUCUUCUCGAAGAAGCCAUAAGAUGGGCCCACGCUGCGAAGGGGUCUAAGACCGAAUUAAUAGAUGCAAUAAUGGAAAAGGACACGAUUAGCAAGCUGCUUAUCCAGCACGACGUGUAUUGGAGCACCGCGCUUAUGGAGGCUGUUAAUACAACUGACUUCAGCGUCUUUGAAUGUAUUAUGGGACAUUACGAAAAGACUCAAUGGCCUCCAGGACGUAGAGAAAAAGUCAUUCUCACCGGGAAUUUUGAAUGGAAGACGGCGCUACAUUUAGCUGCUAGCGACUCCUCUUUCAGCGUCAAGAACCCCGAUAAGACCGCGAUCUCUGGCCCUCAACGGAUACUCGAUGCACUCUUGGACAGCUCAUACGCCAACGGCCUAUUGCAGAGGCGCGAUAGAAAAGGCGAUACACCAUUCGAGGCAGCCAUUCGCCGCAACCAUAUUCAAGCUGUCGACACAAUAUUGGCCAAAAACGGUCAGCAUAAAUUCGUCGACUUCUAUCCCUCGCAAGUACUCUCCGGAUUAUACCUUGCCGCAAGGACCUGUGGUCCUACGAUGAUCAACCUAUUAUUAGAAAACCUUACCCCCGACCUGCUGAAUAGACCCGGCGAGAACGGUGUAUUACAUUACGCUGCUGGAGGGAAUAAACCCGAGAAUACGGAAUUCUUGAUACAGAAAUUCGCAAACCUCCAGCUUUAUAACAUUCCGGAUUCUAAAGGAAACCUGCCCCUUCAUUAUGCAGCAAAGAGUGGCAAUCUAGAUGCCGUGAUCGCAUUGCUGAAGCAGGAUGGAAUCCAAGUCGAUUCGCGGAAUCAAUGCGGUCAGACUGCGCUACACCUAGCGACCGACGAUAACUUAGCCGAUAUAUGUUCGAGGCUUUUGAAAGCUGGCGCCAAUAUUAAUAUCAAAGACAACAAGGGUAUUACGCCACUUCAUGUAGCGAUCCAAAGACGAUUCUCGGACAUAGUAGGUAUCAUGGCCACUUACCACUUAUCGCCAGAGCCCGGCAACUUAAGCGCAGAUGACACCGCAUGGCUGCAACAACAACCACGGGGAAAUAGCAUACUUCGCAGAUCUUCAACCACUCCUAAUCCAAAUGCUAGCGUAGAAUACUGGCCAAAGCAAGAGGAAGACAUCAUAACAGCAGCAUUAUGUCUGAGAAGGAAGCUGAGACGGCAGAACUCACCCCUAUCAAAAUCAUGCCACCGAACCCAUACAUCAACAUACUUAGCUUCGUUUAUCCUGGAUUUAGCAGAGUACUGGAUCCGAUCAAGCAGCACGCGAAUCAGUAUCGAUAAAGGCGGGGAAGUCCGACGAUGGGGCGACCCCGUAAUCCCGUACUUAACUAGCCAAGCCAUCACCAGCCUAUCCACCAAGCCCGUCCGACGCGUAGAAUUCGAAAUCACAGGCCACGACCAAGGAUACUGCUCGAACCCGGCGCGGGGCGAGAGCUGGACCUGGUUCACAGCGGACGUGCAUCGGCGAGAGAACUCGGUGUUCGCGCAGGAGCUGUCGGGGCCUCAGGACCAAGGCACAACGAACCACGAGAUCUACCUCGCGCACAACCGCGGCGCGAACCGCACCUGGCACACGCAUAAGCUGGUCUGGAGCCUAGCCGAUCCCGAGGUGACGGAUGCCGAGCGCGGGACUUGGAUUAAAGGAUUGAUGCCCGGGGAUCGGGUCGUGGUUCUCCCGCAUGCGAGAUACCCCGGCUGGGAGAACUGGGUCCGUAGGAUGAGGAUUGAUAUCUAUACCACGUGCCUGAGGAAUGAUUUAGAUUUAGACUGGACGGCUAGUGCUGCUACGAGCACUGAGUCGUUGCCGCAGUACGAACUUCUGGAUUCUUAA
Molecule: messenger RNA, 4179 nt
Organism: Annulohypoxylon maeteangense
Lineage: Eukaryota; Fungi; Ascomycota; Sordariomycetes; Xylariales; Hypoxylaceae
Product: ankyrin
Exons: 2
Coding region: 1-4179 (1392 amino acids)
Molecular function (GO): protein binding
Source: RefSeq, a predicted model, not a curated record